This is a messenger RNA of Scophthalmus maximus (turbot), 6042 nucleotides long. Its product is annotated as glutamate receptor 3. Gene Ontology annotation, cellular component: dendritic spine; plasma membrane; AMPA glutamate receptor complex. Gene Ontology annotation, biological process: monoatomic ion transport; modulation of chemical synaptic transmission; synaptic transmission, glutamatergic. Gene Ontology annotation, molecular function: AMPA glutamate receptor activity; transmitter-gated monoatomic ion channel activity involved in regulation of postsynaptic membrane potential. Lineage: Eukaryota; Metazoa; Chordata; Actinopteri; Pleuronectiformes; Scophthalmidae. The transcript is spliced from 13 exons. The record is from RefSeq and is a predicted model, not a curated record. Bases 325 to 2469 code for a protein of 714 amino acids.
GGUCCAUCUCAAAGGUCUUCAUCCACAGUGAGGAGACGCGCUUCCCCUCUCCUCCACCACCUCCAUCUUUGAGAUAAAGCAGUGUCUUUAGGUCCUGCAGCAGCAGCAGCAGCAGCAGCAGCAGCCGCAGCCGCAGCCGCAGCAGCAGAGGGGUUGGCGCUGCAGUUGCGCACACGCGCGCGCGCGCAGAGUGAGUGAGGAGAACGAGCCGCCGCAUCUUGUGGAUUUCUUUGCGUCCACGCACGAGCCCGUGUACAUGCUUCCCCCUGCUCGUCCUCUGCCACGUCCAGACGUCCAGGAGUUGGUUCCACUUCUCGGGGAAAGAUGUGGCAUCGCACAACAGCGACAGUCCUGGUUUUGUUGCGUUUGCUGGCGGACGCGCUGGCAGGCUUUCCGAAUCAAAUCAACAUUGGUGGACUGUUCAUGCGCUCCACGGUGCAGGAGCACAGCGCCUUCAGGUUCGCUGUCCAGCUGUACAACACCAACCAGAAUGCGACAGAGAAACCCUUCAACCUCAAUUACAAUGUGGACAACCUGGAGUCUUCCAACAGUUUCUCUGUCACACAUGCCUUCUGCUCUCAGUUCUCCCGGGGAGUUUACGCCAUCUUUGGCUUCUACGACAGGAAGUCCAUGAACACGCUGACCUCCUUCUGCGGGGCGCUGCACACCUCCUUCAUCACACCCAGCUUCCCCAUCGAUGCCGAUGUGCAGUUUGUCAUCCAGAUGAGGCCGGGCUUGCGGGGAGCUGUUCUCAGUCUGCUGGACCAUUACAAGUGGGAGAAGUUCGUCUACCUUUACGACACUGAUAGAGGUUUUGCAAUCCUCCAGGCCAUCAUGGAGUCGGCUGUAGCCAAUAACUGGCAGGUGACAGCUCGCUCGGUGGGGAACAUUGUGGACCCCAUGGAGUACAGGCGCAUCAUCGAGGAGAUGGACCGGCGGCAGGAGAAACGCUUUCUCAUCGACUGUGAGGUGGACAGGAUCAACUCCAUACUGGAGCAGGUAGUGACCUCGGGAAAGAACAGCCGAGGAUACCACUACAUCCUCGCCAACUUGGGGUUUUCCAACGUGAGCCUGGACAGGGUCUUUGCUGGUGGAGCCAACAUCACAGGCUUCCAGAUCAUCAACCCAGACAGCCCCGUUGUCCAGCAGUUCCUCCAGCGCUGGGAGCGCCUGGAUGAAAGAGAAUUUCCAGAAGCCAAAAACACUCCGCUGAAGUAUACGUCAGCACUGACCCACGACGCCAUCCUCGUGAUUGCGGAGGCCUUCCGGUACCUUCGGCGGCAGCGGGUGGACGUGUCCCGCCGGGGGAGUGCAGGCGACUGCCUCGCCAACCCCGCCGUGCCCUGGAGCCAAGGCAUCGACAUCGAGAGAGCCCUCAAAAUGGUCCAAGUACAAGGUAUGACAGGAAACAUCCAGUUUGACACAUUUGGUCGGCGAUCUAAUUUCACGAUCGAUGUGUAUGAGAUGAAAGCAGGAGGCCCCCGGAAGAUCGGCUACUGGAAUGAGUAUGAGAAAUUUGUAUAUAUAAUGGAUCAACAGGUCACCAACGAGUCCUCUUCUGUGGAAAACCGAACAAUUGUGGUCACUACUAUUAUGGAAGCUCCAUAUGUGAUGUACAAGAAAAACUAUAUGCAGAUGGAUGGGAAUGACAGAUAUGAAGGCUACUGUGUGGAUUUAGCUUCUGAAAUUGCAAAACAUGUGGGGAUAAGAUAUAAGCUGUCAGUGGUGCCGGAUGGGAAGUACGGCGCCAGAGAUCCAGAGACCAAGACGUGGAACGGGAUGGUGGGGGAACUGGUUUAUGGGAGAGCUGACAUAGCCGUGGCUCCUCUAACUAUAACGCUGGUACGGGAAGAAGUAAUAGACUUCUCUAAGCCCUUCAUGAGCCUGGGCAUCUCCAUUAUGAUAAAGAAGCCUCAAAAGUCCAAGCCUGGGGUGUUUUCCUUCCUGGACCCACUGGCCUAUGAGAUUUGGAUGUGUAUAGUUUUCGCCUAUAUCGGCGUGAGUGUGGUGCUCUUCCUGGUGAGCCGGUUCAGCCCGUAUGAGUGGCAUCUGGACGAGAAUGAUGAGGCCAAAGACCCUCAGAGCCCCCCAGACCCACCAAACGACUUUGGGAUUUUUAAUAGCCUGUGGUUCUCGCUGGGUGCCUUCAUGCAGCAAGGAUGCGAUAUCUCACCAAGGUCUCUGUCCGGGCGUAUCGUCGGAGGAGUGUGGUGGUUCUUCACCCUCAUCAUCAUCUCCUCCUACACGGCCAACCUGGCCGCCUUCCUCACCGUGGAGAGGAUGGUCUCUCCGAUUGAGAGCGCUGAGGACCUGGCCAAGCAGACGGAGAUUGCCUACGGGACGUUAGACUCAGGCUCCACUAAAGAGUUCUUUAGGACACCAGGGCUCAGUGAAAGCCCUACUGCGGACCCAUCUCUGCCUCUGCUCUCCAGCUUGCCUCAUGACCACAACACUCGUGGCACAUUGUGAGAGAAGAGACAAGGCAAACCUUGCUGUUAUGUGCGGUAGUCAUUCAUUUCUGAGUGAGCAGGAUAUGGAUACUACCAGUGGAAUAACACAAAGACGCCGUCUCCUCUCACGGCAAUAUGCCUCGAUCCCUCUGUUAGAAAGAGAGUUGAUGAUCAGCGUUACACUGUCACAUCUGACUGCCGUCUUUCUUUGUCUGUAUUUCACUUUCAGAAACGCACGUGGGGGUAAUUUAAGUACGACAUGUAAAUAUACUGUAUGUAACUACCACUGAGAAAAUAUAACGUUCACAGCAAAACAAAAUCAAUGAAAUUUCAUCAUUGCUAAAGUCAAAUUUAGCAGUGUCUCUUUCUACUUAUGGUAAAUAAGAUUUGUUUUUUUAAUUCAUUGUUAAAGUCACAUAUCGACAUGUUUACAGGUAUUUUUAAUAAUCAAAGCUUGAUUAUGUAAAAUAUCUAUGUUACUGUGGGUAAUUUAUGUUUCUAGCGUGUGAUGUUUAAUUUGACAUCAUACAGAUUGUGAUCUAUGUCUUAAUUUGCGCAUGAGUCAGUACUGUGUAUGGUUUGUUCAUGUGAGUUUUUUUGUGUGUGGUCAUGUGUGUUUAGAUGCUGUUUUCCUGUUUUGCAGACAGACUGAAAGGUGGAGUUCUGAUGUGACUUAAAUCAGAGGGAGAGGAGAUUCAUUUGUUCUUCACCCACUGACUCAAAACAGCAACAGGGGGUGGACGAUAAAAAGAAAGAGCUGCACCAUGAUUUAAAUCCAAAACAGCAAUCAUUGGAUCAAUAUUCAAAUAAGAAAUAUUGUAUAAGGUGAUUCAACACCUCUGAUACGUCCUCAACAAAAAAAACCUAAACUUUAGGAAUUGUUAAGCUACAAAAAUGUAAGACUUAUCCCAUGUUGUCUUGUAUUGACUGCACCGGAGUUCAUGACUCUUUUUUUUUUUUUCAAAGUUAGUACAUCAAAGGUCUUACUGGUUGAAAUUGAUUAAUACGCCUCCAUCAUCAGUCACUGGAGAGAAGUGACCGGACAGAAUUGACAGGCCUAGGUAGAAUAUGUGAACUACCGCUGUAAGUAAACAGAUGAGACACUGAAUUACAAUUCUACAAAUUCAAGGUUUAAAGGGUUUAUUUCCAUCAAGAGGCUUUGUUAAACAUCUAAUUAUAGUAAUGAGCAACCAUAAGAAUUAGAAAUACAAUGGACAUCCGCAGAUCAAAAAUGCAAAAGUGUAUGUUGGCCUGGUAAAAACUAAAAUCAGUAAACAUGCAGUUUAAACACCAGGAAAUAUUUAAAAAAAAAAGAAUAAAUACAUUGUAAACCAAAUAUAUAGUGUGAACAGAAUAUAUGCACAUCAGAAAAAAUACUCAACAAUAAACUAGGAAAAAACUAUAUAAAAUACGCUUAAAUUAUAAUCAUGAGAUCUAUAUCUAUAUCUUUAUAAGACUACAGUUAUGUACAACAAACAUUAAAAAACCAUUUAUUAAAUGUUCACCUACUGCUUGUAAAUGCUCAAUAAGCGUGAACUGAAAUGAGGCUCAUUCUAAGUUUUGUUGACAGAUGUAUCAUCAUAAUGUGACUUGGAUCAUUUGGAAAUCUUGGUCACUGCGUCUUUGCUGUGGACCUUUAAUUAAGUAAACAGUUCAGUUCGUAUAUUUUUUUUGUUCACAACCCUGGCAGGCAUAGGUGUGUGUGUGUGUGUGUGUGUGUCCUCCAGAAGCAGCUCAGGCUUAUCAAUCACUAUUGAAGCAGAACAACAAUUAACCCAACAAAUUGAGUUGAGGAACCUCACUUCCAUCUACGGGAUACCAUCUUAAAACAACUCACAAUAGUCCUAGUCAAUAAAAAGACAUUAAGGCACACUGACAUGAGUAUAAAAACAUGACUUACCUUAGGUACUUUAAAAUGAUCAAAAGUGUGUUUGAGUGAGGAGGGCUGUGUCCCUAAGAGAAGUAUAGAGAUAUGAAUUUCCAAUCUGGCUCCACACAAUACUCCUGAAAGCACAGCACGACUCUCACCCCAGAUCCCCGUGUGUGCCUCAAACAAUGGGUGAAAGUCAAAGAGGCCUUCCCCACCUGGAGCUUGGCCUUUUAGCACCUUAGCCCCUCCCACUAACGCACCUGUUUCUACUUCCUCCUCCGUCAGCUCCAUUAGGUUCUCUCAGGUCUUGAAGUCCCACCUCCCACAUGACAGUACUGCAUGUUAGUGUCUCGAGGUCAGAUCAGUGUCAGGGAGGGUUUGGUGAGCAGUGAACUCACCGUGUUGUUUUAAAGUCCAUGGCCACCACCUGGUGGUGAGGGUCUUUAUCUGAUGACCAGCAGAUUGUUGCAGUUCAAUCAGUGUUAUUGAUAAUAAUAUGACAACAAUAGGUCUCUUUUAUUUAUUUAUAAUGACAUAGAGGGAAAAAAACUACUCAUUGGAAUUGGAGCUGUAUUGGUCAUGGUGUGGCUAAAAGGCAAUAAGUGAAACAUAAAUAUGACACUGCAUCAAUUUCUGUGCCUAUUUCUCAUAUCUGUUCAGGGAGGUCAAAGGUCAGAGCAGCUAGAAGCAGCACUGUCAGGAUGUCAAAAUUUAUAUUGAAUCUAUAAUCUCUGUCUGCACGUCGCCGGGACACCAACACACACGAGAGUUAGAUAUGAGUCAGUGGAUAAACAUUAAUUAUGAUCUACAGAAACAUCAGUGUGUUACACUGUGAUUAAUACAACAUGUUGCAACAGAAUUGCUAGGAAAAAAAUGCUGAUUUUUAGCUGUUGCUCCCAAAUGGAUUUUGCAUGAAAGCAUUUUUUGUUUGCAAUUCAUCCUCCGAGUCUCUAAAAUGCAUAAGAGCACCGACGUUAGGCAUCAAAACUUGUCAUUGUCUGAAUAAUAGAUCACUUUGUGGGGGAUCUUAAUCGAGCCAUUUAGUUGUAAGUUCCUCUUUGCUCCUCUGCCAAGAAACAUUUUUAAAUAAUUUAAAGUAAUGCAUCUAGUUUCAUCUCUUUCCUUUGUGAGGUAGUUUUUUUUAAAUAUUCAGAAAAACAAAAUCAUCACAACUUCGCCUUUCAGAGAACUCUGACUGGAGAAGAGGACAGCAGAUCCUCCACUUAACAUCAUGCAUGUUUUUUGUUGUUGUUGUUGUUUUUUGUUAAAUUUUUUCUGUGUAGAUAAUCCGAAAACAUGACUUGUAUUCAAUCUGACAUACAAAGAAACAAAGUGGUGAAUGCAAUAUAUUUGAUGACGUUGGAUUACAAACACAUUUUUUCUGAAAGGAAAUCAGCCUAGAAAUCAGGCAGUCAAGGAAAUUGAGCAUAAUGUCUUGCAAAGCAAAUCCCCCAAAACUAACUUCUCCUCAUCGGAGGUUUGGUUAAAAAAUUGUCUUUAGACCUUUACAUCUCUCCUGACUGUAACUUUAUUAGUAAAAUAAUCUAAAAUCAUGUCAAAUUUUGGGAUUAAAAAGUGCAGUGGGAUUUAAAAAGCCCUUUUGGUGUCGUGGUUGGUACAAACGACGUGUUGCAGUGUGGGGAAACACAUUGGUGACUGUUAUUGGGAUUUAAAAGGGGUAAUUUGUGAGACAUUACCCUCUAAUAUUUAAAAAUGAAAUUA